Molecule: messenger RNA, 1533 nt
Organism: Brettanomyces nanus
Lineage: Eukaryota; Fungi; Ascomycota; Pichiomycetes; Pichiales; Pichiaceae
Exons: 1
Coding region: 1-1533 (510 amino acids)
Molecular function (GO): LPPG:FO 2-phospho-L-lactate transferase activity
Source: RefSeq, a predicted model, not a curated record
AUGCCGAACAUAGCAAUUGUGUCGGGUGGUACCGCUACGAAUGCUAUUUUGGAUGUGAUCCAGCAGCUGGCGGGCGAUCAGAAUCAUAACUCUCACUCUAAUGGUUGCAUUUCAUACAUUCUCCCCAUAUCCGACAAUGGAGGAUCUACUUCGGAAAUUAUCCGCGUCAUGGGGGGUUGUUCCGUGGGUGAUAUUCGUUCCCGGAUUACCAGACUGAUUCCAGAUGAAAGUUCGGGUCUUAGAGACCUAUUAUCAUACCGUCUCUCGCCCAAUCUUAAAGAAGCAAAGGCCGAAUGGGAACAGAUAGUGGAAGGAUCGCAUCCUCUCUGGGCCAGUGUUGAUCCCCCUUGCCGUCAAAUUAUGCGCAGUUUCCUCAUUCAUGUUCAUUUGGAGAUUCUUAAAAGAUCCAGGCACUCUGCCAAAAACUUCCGAUUAGAAUUGGCCUCUGUCGGUAACUUGUUUCUAACCGGUGCUCGUCUUUCCUGUGGAUCUUUGGAUUCCUCAAUUGAAUUGGUUUUAAGGAUGACAAGGGUUCCCUCUAAUAUUCAAGUUCUCCCUUGCAUCAACACUAAUUUCACUUAUCAUAUCAGCGCAUUGUUGAAAAAUGGUGCUAUUAUCACUGGUCAGUCGCAGAUAUCGCAUCCUUCACUCCCUACGAAAGGUAGAAGGAGGGAACCGUCUUUAUUAAAAUCUAGUUCACUAUCAAGGCUUGAGUAUCUUCAUAAUGGAUCUACCGUUUCGUUCAAUGAUGACGUAGUUCUCCAGGGAAGUGUCGCCGAAACACCAGAUCAGGUUAGAAAUGUCGUCAAGAAUGCUGGACUUAAUUGGAAGCAGCAGGACAGUGACAUUGAUAGUGACAUUGCUAGUUACGAUUCUGAUAUUGAUGAUGACUCAGAGAUGGGUACACCCUCGUACGUUCAUCCGGAGUUGCGAAAGUCUCAACUUCAUUUUAAUAAGGAUGAUAAUAUCCCAUUGCCUGCUCCCAUAGAAAGAAUAUUUUACAUAUCUCCUUAUGGUGAAGAGAUCUAUCCUGUGGCCAAUUCAAGAGUGUUGAACUGCCUACGAGAGGCGAACACUGUUAUUUAUUCCAUUGGCUCAUUAAUGACUUCUAUUGUUCCUAUCUUAAUUUUACAGGGAGUUGGCGAUGCCAUCCUUCACAAUCAUAGGAAGAGCAGUGGAAGCAAAAAAAAGGUGCUGCUCGUAAAUGGUUCUAGUGAUCGUGAAACAUACGGAAUGAGUGCCUUGGAUUGCAUCACUGUCAUUUGCGAUGCAUUGAAUUACUCAAUGCUUUUUUCACCAGAAAGAAAACGGGAUAAAUCUCACGAGGUGACUUCGGGGAAGUUUCCAAUCAGUUCAUUUGUAACACACAUUCUUUACAUAAGGUUCGACGCACAAAUUCGUGUGGACGUUUCGGCAAUCGAGAGCCAAGGGGUUAAAUGCAUAGCGGUUAAAAAUGCGCUUGGUGAUGGUCAUGCCUAUGAUUUGACGGAUAUGUAUAAGAAAAUGGAUGAAAUAUCCAAAUCAAAGGUUUGA